Messenger RNA from Penicillium cataractarum, 738 nucleotides. RefSeq names its product bZIP transcription factor. Bases 1 to 738 code for a protein of 245 amino acids. The record is from RefSeq and is a predicted model, not a curated record. The transcript has a single exon. Lineage: Eukaryota; Fungi; Ascomycota; Eurotiomycetes; Eurotiales; Aspergillaceae.
AUGAAGAAGAAGGUCAACAAUACAACCACGGAGAAAGAAAGUGGCUCCGCCACAUUGACUCGUGUCCGCGACAAUCAACGGCGAUCGCGUGCCCGCCGGAAAGAGUACAUUCAGCACCUUGAGGAACGGUUACGAUCUUUCGAAAGUCUUGGAGUGGCAGCAUCGCAAGAAGUCCAACAAGCGGGGAGAAAGGUUGCGAAAGAAAAUGCUCUUCUUCGAUCACUGCUCGUGCUUCGCGGCGUGACUCAGGAUGAAAUCGAAGUCUUUCUCAAGUCCCACGAAGAGUAUACUCCUGGAGGAAUGACCAGAUCAGCGUCAGCAAUAAGUUAUCCAGUGACGCCACAGAUUAGGCCGUCUAUGGUUCUUGGGGUUUCACAAGGGACUCCCUGUGAGAGCCCAAACACUUUGCCGUGGAGAGAGGUCAUCGAUAAACGAAUUGUCCCAGCCUAUGGCCGAUCUGUGGAAUUUCAGACGUAUGCCAAUCAACAAGAAUUGACAACGGGUCGACCGCCAACGAUACUUCCGGUCGACAUACCUGAUACUGCAUCUACACUUCAGCAGUUCAACGGAGAUCAUCGGGAGAAAGGUCACUUUACAUCGUGCGAGAGUGCAGCCAGAAUCAUUGCCGAUUUGCGAGGCUAUAGUGAUACCCAUGAGCUACGAUCAGAGCUUGGUUGUGGCGCAGAAGCAGAUUGUAUGGUCAAGAACUUGAAUCUCUUUGAGAUGUUUGAUAAAUAA